This is a messenger RNA of Synchiropus splendidus (mandarinfish), 4446 nucleotides long. RefSeq names its product RNA polymerase II elongation factor ELL. The record is from RefSeq and is a predicted model, not a curated record. Gene Ontology annotation, molecular function: cis-regulatory region sequence-specific DNA binding. Bases 5 to 1801 code for a protein of 598 amino acids. Lineage: Eukaryota; Metazoa; Chordata; Actinopteri; Syngnathiformes; Callionymidae. Gene Ontology annotation, biological process: positive regulation of transcription elongation by RNA polymerase II; snRNA transcription by RNA polymerase II; transcription elongation by RNA polymerase II. The transcript is spliced from 12 exons. Gene Ontology annotation, cellular component: transcription elongation factor complex.
AGAAAUGGCAGCGCUGAGGCAGGAGCGUCGGUAUGGUCUCUCCUGCGGCAGGAUCAACAAAAACAGCCCGAAUCAAACUCUCUAUCACGUCAAACUCACCGACACCGCCAUCCGGACUCUCGAGUCCUUCCAGAACCUCAAGGCAUCGCUAUCGCAUCAGCCGGCGAUUUGCUUCAAGGGGAGCCAGGGGUACAUAAAGAUUCCGGCGCCGACUCCUGAAUCUCCAGACGCAUUCCGAGUCUUCUCUUUCUACCUGUCCAGCGACAGCAAGGACAAGCCUCAGUCCAGCUUCGACUGUAUCCACCAGUAUGUCUCAGGGGAGGGCAGGGACCACCUGGAGGGCCAGGGCAGCAUUCAGGACAAGAUCACGGUGUGUGCAACAGAUGACUCCUACCAGGCCACACGGGAGCGCAUGUCUCAGGUGGAGAAAGACAUCUGGAGCCGCUCGGCGAUCGAAAUCAAACCCGGGCCAAGCAAGUGUGUGAAGGUCCAGAGGAAGCAGGGUUUGGUAUCAGGCUCAGAUAGCAGCAACAAGCACUCCCCGAGCAACAAGAGGAGCCUGGUUCCCAGCUCGGUGGCACACAGGCCCCUGAGGGACCGCGUCAUUCAUCAGCUGGCCUUAAAACCCUACAGGAAACCCGAGCUGCUACUGUGGUUGGAACGGGAGCGGGCCAGUCCCAAAGAUAAGGCUGACCUGACCUCUGUGCUGGAGGAGGUGGGAAAGCUGAACGCUAAAGACCACAGUUACUCUCUGAAGGACGAGAUGUACAGAUGCGUCCAGAGGGACUGGCCGGGCUACGUGGAGGAGGAGAAGCAACUGUUAUUCCGAAUCCUGACCAGGAAACUCCAGACGCCUCACAAUGGUCCACUGAAAAGCCCCCAACCCCAGCAGUCCUUCCCCAAAAAUCCCGCAGACUCGCCGUCACAGUUCAGCCCUGUGAAGAGCCUCUCAUCGAAGCGACCUUUGCUCCCAGACCCAUCCAACUGUCAGACCCCCAAGAAACAGAGACUGGACCCGAGCGGGCCCUUGCACUCGCCCUCCCACACCGACUCUGCGGUCAACAGGGUGCGCGGCUCCCUCACACCUGGACACACCAGCGUUCCUGUGAAGCCGGAGUCAGACAAAACCAACAAUCAUCUGCAGGGUUGCACAAACGGCCUGUACUCGCCGCACAAACUCAACGGGUCCACCACGGUUCCCAAGCUGGAAAGGCCAGAGCCCCCGGCGGUCCCCAGCCCCAAAACCCCACAGACCAAGCGUUCCAUUUGCACUGAACAGCAGUUCUCAAACGGCCAACACAAGAAGAAGAAGUCCAAGAAGCACAAAGACAAGGAGAGGGAGCGGCUAAAACCGGAGUGGAUCGAGACCAGUCCGGACCUGAAGCAGAACCAGGACAAUAUCAAAGAUCAGAGGGAGGAGAAAAUGCCUCACAGUCAAAGCACACCGGAGGAUCUGCCUGACUAUUUAUUGAAAUACAGCACCAUAACAGGACUGGAGCAGCGGCAAAAGUACAAGGACGACUUCAGUUCAGAGUACGACGAAUACCGAGCCCUACACAACAGGAUCGGGUUGAUCACCGAAAUGUUUGUUCAGUUGGGUUCAAAGAUCAACACUCUCUCGCCUGGAACACAAGAGUACAAGCUAAUGGAAGACCAAAUACUACAGAAGUACCGGAAGUACAAGAAACGGUUUCCUGGCUAUCGGGAAGAAAAGAAACGCUGCGAGUAUCUCCACCAAAAACUGUCGCACAUCAAAGCUCUGAUCACAGACUACGACCAAGCACAGGAAGUGACGUCGUGACCCCAGCGGUUCUUCAGCAGGGUGUUGAAACUGGACCAAAAGACUUAACUAGAGACCCGAGCUCGCCCCCUGCUGGGCUAAGGGGAGGGGGAGGGGGUCACCAAAACACUAUUCACUUUAUCCCUCUGAGUGUUAAUGAAUUUCGGGAGCAAGGUGGGACCACUGACUCGUGAUCAGAACACCACCCCCUUUAACUUUAUGUUUAUAAACGGCUGUCAUGUUUGUUUCUGCUGUAAAACGGUCAGUUGAGCCUGUGAAAACCAAAAUCGUAGUUUUGGGAGUGCAUUUUGUUUUUCAUGAUUUAAGUAUGAAUUGAUGGUACAAUCAAUCACAGGGGAGAUACUGAUGCAUUCACUUGGGAAAAAAAAAUCAUUUUCAGAGAUCAUUUUUAUCUUCUUAUAACAUAAAGGUCCGAAAAAGUACAUCGCUCAAGUCUCAAAAAGCCUUUGCUAAAACGUCGAGAUGAGUGAAAACUCUGACAGCAAACUCAGCUAAAACAUGUUGUCAGGAAAUUGAAUUACGGAGAAAAUAAAAUCCUUUUUUUCAGGUCGAAAAUGACUAAAAUUAAUAAUUCAGAAUAAAAGGUUGUGACUUACUGAACUGAAAAAUCAUUAUUUUAUUCCAUCCCGCAAUGAGGUGCGUGAGAUCAACAGGUCAGUGCAGCUUCUCAAGUCAUGGGGUGAACAGAGCUGAGCUGAAGGUGAAAGCUCUAGAUCCUUUGAGGUGCCUCAAAGGACGAGAGGCAAGAUGCCAAGUGCGUCUGCUCCGCUGGAAGAGACUCAGAGUAGAACACCUCGUCCUCUCCAUAGAGAGAAGUCAGUCUGACCUCUGACAAGUGGAAGAAAAUGGACUAAACUAUUUUUAAAAUCUACAGAAACAGAUGGCAAAAAUAAUCUCUUUAAUUUGCGCCAGUCAGGAAACUUCUGUUUUCCUUUUUUUUUCUCAGGUGAAUGCUCAAACACUCCCAAACUAAAUAUCAAUUACACGGGGCAUCACUCUUCACUCUUGCUUUAAAACCUAACAACAAUAGCCAGUCUUUCUUCCUCACGUCACCGUAGCUGACCGCGAGUUGCCUUCGUCACAAACCUGGUUAUUCUGCCGCCGCACGUGAGGCGACGCAUGAACGAUCCGAAAACCUGAUUUUAUUCAACGUACAGUGUUCGUUUCUCCUCACCAGCCUUCUUGCUUUCCUCUUUCAGAAGUAUUGAUUUAGUUUGACUUUAGUCUUGUGCUUCACGUGCUGCUGCACAGCGUCAACACGGACAGACGCGACGCUAACAAACUCCAGAAAAUAUUUUCUUAACUCACACAACCGAUGUCUUACUCAAUAGCCUUAAACAAGCGAGUUGUAUCUCCAAGUUGAGCAUCGCAGUUUAGUAUUCUUCAAUAUCAACUCAUUUUGCUGCAUCGUGUCUUAAAGUCAGGGGUGUCCGGUGCGACAGUUGUUCAGAACCAAUCCAAGUUUGCCAGUCUCUGCGCCGAUAAAGUCGCUCACAGAUCCUGAGAGGUCGAUUCAACCAGACGCAGUUGCCAUUCAGCGCUAUUAUGCGACGGCAAAAUGCCCUCUUGGCUUGUUGUUUUAGUAAAAUAAACACUUCAAAAGUAUGGAUUAUCAUUGUACAACCGCGGCGUGAAAACGUGAAAGCGGCUAGUCGGCAAGUUAGCGACUUUGAUUUGAAGUUAAAAUUUCCCUUGAAUCCUAGUCAGUUUCCAAAAAUUCACUCAAGUAUUAUGGUCUGCGGAGGCUUCUUUAGAGGUUAGAAUGACAACUGACCAGGCCGAUUAAUCGGAACGCUGCCACCUAGUGUUGAAACAGACACACGCUACAUUCAAAAUCAAGUUGAUUCCUUGUUAUGUGUCUAACCCUGCUGCUCCCAGUGGUCCCACUGGUUUGGACACCCCUGAUCUGUCACUCAAUCCUGUCAAUACAAAGAUCAGUUCACAUUUCAACCGACUCAAAACAUAUCGGACCAUUUCUCACAGAUUUACGUGCGGCACAUACAAGCAUGGGGACCAAGCGUUGGCACAUUUCAAGUGUUGAACUUUCCUAACAAAGCCAGUGUACGUCGAGACAAGCAUGCGUGCGCUAACACUGGCCUUCUGAAGCGCCAGGUGUUUGUUACAAAUGAAGCCCUGCGAGGGCCCAAAUCGACUCGUGUCUAAGGGAAGCGUCCGCCAGCUGUCGGGAGGCGGCGCCACUCUGAACUGUCCGACUUGAUGGGCUCAAUCAAAACGCCAAGACGAAAUUACUUCUGAUCUUAGGAUGAUAAAUUGAAGUUAGUUAAUGUGGGACCAAGCCCUUUGUGUUUGGGGAAAAAAAGGGCUCUGAACCGCGGUGAUGUUUUAUACUGUCGUGAGAGACUGGAAGUGCCUUUUCAGUCGUCGUAACAUUGGAGGUGUGACGGAUGUAAACUACUGUUGCCACUAUUCAAAAGUGCUUUUCUAACGUUGAUUCGUGAUUCAAUGCCUUAUGGGAAUGCAAACGGCAUCGAGGUGGUAUCCUGUAUAACUGGAACGUCUUCACAGUCACAGUGAGUGAACGCCUGGAUUUCAUUUGGACUGUUCGUUGGAUUCGCGUUUAUGGUACUGGUGGAGCGAUUGAUCACUGAGCGAUGUGAAGGUGAACACUUAAUAAAUGCAAUUGA